CCUGGAAAAAAACAGAAAACCCUAUUUUCUGGUGUAAACCCUUUAGUCUCUCAUCGUCUCUAGUAGUGCAUCAAUGGCAGAUUCUGUGGUUUCUCUUGAGAAGCUGAAAGCUUUUUGGAACUCUCAAAUUUACGAUGAAGAGAAGUGGGCCCUCAAUAUGAAAUUGCUUCGUGCCGGUGGACUGUUUGCUGGAUCCAUUUUUCUAAUGCGGAAUUAUGGUGAUCUCAUGGCAAUAUAGGGCUGGAUGACCAGUUUCAGCAUUUCUGAGCUCAUGAUUCCUGAUGUAUUAGUAUUCUUUAGGAUUUUUAGCUAUUGUUUUAAAAGAAUAUAUGUUAAUGUCGGUGUCUUGGGAUUCCAUUAAAAUUUGAGUCUGCUUGCUGUACUUUCAGUUGUGAUCAGUUUAAGUCAUCUCUCCUUAGUUUUCAAACCCUGGUAUUGAAUAAGAAUCAUAUGAAUUGAAUGAUUGAUUA
This is a messenger RNA of Manihot esculenta (cassava), 470 nucleotides long. RefSeq names its product mitochondrial import receptor subunit TOM5 homolog. Gene Ontology annotation, cellular component: mitochondrion; mitochondrial outer membrane translocase complex. NCBI's taxonomy places the organism in Eukaryota, Viridiplantae, Streptophyta, Magnoliopsida, Malpighiales, Euphorbiaceae. The transcript is spliced from 2 exons. The coding region runs from base 74 to 238 and encodes 54 amino acids. The record is from RefSeq and is a predicted model, not a curated record.